Molecule: messenger RNA, 4368 nt
Organism: Labrus bergylta (ballan wrasse)
Lineage: Eukaryota; Metazoa; Chordata; Actinopteri; Labriformes; Labridae
Source: RefSeq, a predicted model, not a curated record
ACAAAGUCUCUAAGAAAGCGUGAUACCUUCUGCUAAACCUCAACAUAUCACAAAGGUCCACAUAGCCAUUUACAAAACGAUUUAUAAUAGUGUAGUAAUUCGUUAUUUACGAGGACUUGAAGACGGGAUAACACUCUUUUGCUGCUUGUACGCUUUAGUCGUAAAGUCAUGUCCUUCCAUCAUGAUCGUGCCGGUCCCAGAGGAGGAAUGCCUCCAGGCCAGCAUGGCUCCCCUCAAAACUACCGCCCCACCAACCUGAGGCAGCCACCUCCCCAGCCCCCUGUUCCUCCGUACCACUAUGACCCCCAGACCCCGGCCGCUUCCGGCUACCAUGGCAACACCGGCUACAUGCCCGCACACUCCGACUUCAUGCAGUACCCUCCACCUGUCCCCUCUCAGCCUCCAGGUUCUCUCAACCAGUGCCCCGUGCGUCCACCUUUCCCCAAGCCCCCUGUCCGGCACGGCUUCCCCGAACCCCCGCCUAACUUUCCACCCCCUCCUCUCCCCAGCUCCGCGGGCGGUCCCACCCAAGGGUCUCAGGUGUCUGCUCAAAACGCCUACCACCCUUACAUGAUGCCUCCUGUGCCCCCGCCACAAUUACCCCACCCACCCAUGCCGCCCCCUAUGGCUUCACAGUCUAUGGGCUACCACUCUCCGUACUCCAUGAACUACCCCCACCCUCCUCACCCUCCUUUCCCUCCUCCGCCGCCCUUCAACCCGGGCUACACUCAGAGCCCCAGCACAUUCAAACCUGACCACGGCUUCAGGCACGGGGGGCAGUACAAGUUUGAGAAGCCCGCCGACAGCCGCAGGUCUCCAGAGAGAGGCUAUCACCACGACGACCACAGGACACAGAAGGGCUACGGCUACGGCAGCCACGGCGAGAAGAGUAAAAUGGAAUUUCCCGGAGAGAGGAAGGACCGCGGGAGGAGCCCAGACAGGCGCGGCAGACCGGAAGGGGGGCGGUACAGGUCAGAGUACGACAGAGGGAGGACUCCGCCCAGACACAGGAGCAGGGACAGAAGCAGGGAGAGGUAUCGACACAGAGAAAGUCGGAGAUCCCAGUCGCCUGACAGACACAGAAAGAGACCUCGAAGUCGGUCUUCAAGCAGAGACAGGAAGCGCGGCCGCUGGGAGGACGAGAGGGAGAGGAGGUCCGAGAGCUCGUCCGGCCCGAGCAGAGAGCGCAGCUACGUCUCGGUCAGGAGCCGAGACUCCGAGGAGGCCUCGACCGACAGAGAGCGAGAGAGGGAGAGAGAGAGGGAGCGGGACCGAGACAGAGAGAGAGACAGAGAGAAGGAGAAGGAGAAGACGGAGGAGGAGAAAGAGGAAGAGGAGCUGCUGAAACCGGCGUGGAUCCGCUGCACGCACGCCGAGAACUACUACUCCAGCGACCCCAUGGACCAAGUGGGAGACUCCACCGUGGUGGGGACCAGUAAGCUGCGGGAUCUUUACGAGCGCUUCGAGGAAGAGCUGCUGAAGAGGCAGGAGAGAGCGAAGGCUGCUCGACCAAAAUGGGACCCGCCCAAGACCAAACUGGACGAAGACCCAGACGACAGCAGCAGUGAGUCAGAAUGUGAGUCAGACGCUGAAGGUAGCACCUGCUCCAGCAGCUCCGACUCCGAGGUGUUUGAUGUCAUCGCCGAGAUCAAGAGGAAGAAAGCUCACCCCGACCGGCUGCACGAGGAGCUGUGGUACAACGACCCGGGGCAGAUGAAUGAUGGUCCCUUGUGUAAGUGCAGUGCCAAGGCCAGACGUACGGGGAUCCGCCACAGCAUCUACCCGGGGGAGGAGUCCGUCAAACAAUGCCGAAUUAUGAACAACAAUUCAGGCAAACUGUUUCACUACAGGAUCACCGUGUCCCCGCCCACCAACUUCCUGACGGACAGGCCGACGGUGAUCGAGUACGAUGACCACGAGUAUCUGUUUGAAGGCUUCUCUCUUUUCUCUCACAAACCUCUCACUAGUAUCCCAUUGUGCCGUGUGAUCCGCUUCAACAUAGAUUACACCAUCCACUUCAUAGAGGAGAUGACACCGGAGAACUACUGUAUCCGAGGCCUGGAGCUGUUUGCUUCCUACUUGUUCCAGGACGUUCUGGAGCUGUACGACUGGAACCUGACAGGUCCUGAAGAUGAAAACGAGGAGUCUGGAUGCCAGCAGUUUCAUUUCAUGCCUCGUUUUGUUCGAUUCUUACCAGAUGGGGGGAAGGAGGUGCUGUCCAUGCAUCAGGUGCUGCUGUACGUCCUGCGAAGCAGCAAGCCGCUGGUCCCCGAGGAAGAGAUUGCAGAUAUGCUGCAGUGGGAGGAGCUGGAGUGGCAGAAAUACGCGGAGGAGUGCAAGGGCAUGAUCGUCACCAACCCGGGCAUGAAACCGAGCUCGGUGCGGAUCGACCAGCUGGACAGGGAGCAGUUCAACCCGGACGUCAUCACCUUCCCCAUCAUCGUUCAUUUUGGGAUCAGACCCGCUCAGCUGAGCUACGCAGGAGACCUCAUAAGAGAAUGCAGCGGGAAAAGGAUUUCCUACCGCCGCCUAAUGAUGCGCGUAGCGAGGGCAGGAGUCGGUUUUGAUUGCGGCCAGAGAGGGGCAGCUUUUCGGACACAGCAGCAGCAUAUAUUAACUCAGGAGACUGAAGAAGCUGUGUUUGUCUUCUUCUUCUUCUUUUUUUCUUUUUUUCUCCCGCCUCCUUACAUCGCCCUGCAUGACGAGCUUGUGGUCAGGGUCGCCACUCGAGGUUCGUCAAGCUCCAUCACGGCCGCUGAGGCGAGAAUGAUGACAAGUCAGAGGUACCAGAAGCUGUGGAAGAGCUACGUCAAACUACGCCACCUGCUGGCCAACAGCCCCAAGGUCAAGCAGCUUGACAAGCAGAAGCUGACGCAAAGAGAGGAAGCUCUUCAGAAGAUCCGUCAGAAGAACACCAUGCGCCGCGAGGUGACAGUGGAGCUGAGCAGUCAGGGCUUCUGGAAGACCGGCAUCCGCUCCGACGUCUGUCAGCACGCCAUGAUGCUGCCUGUCCUCACGCACCAUAUCCGGUACCACCAGUGUCUGAUGCACCUGGACGACCUCAUUGGCUAUGUCUUCAAGGAGCGCUGCCUCCUUCAGCUCGCCAUGACUCACCCCAGUCACCACCUGAACUUCGGCAUGAACCCCGAUCACGCGCGCAACUCUCUCUCCAACUGUGGCAUCCGGCAGCCCAAGUACGGAGACAGGAAGGUCCACCACAUGUACAUGAGGAAGAAGGGAAUCAACACAUUGAUUAACAUCAUGUCUCGUCUGGGGCAGGAUGACCCUUCCCCCUCCAGGAUCAAUCACAACGAGAGACUGGAGUUCCUGGGUGAUGCUGUUGUCGAGUUCCUCACCAGUGUCCACCUGUACUACCUGUUCCCCAGUUUAGAGGAGGGCGGCCUGGCCACCUACAGAACAGCCAUCGUACAGAACCAGCACUUAGCCAUGCUAGCCAAGAAACUGGAGUUAGAUCGCUUCAUGCUCUACGCACACGGACCCGAUCUGUGCCGGGAGUCGGACCUGCGACACGCCAUGGCCAACUGCUUCGAGGCUCUUAUCGGUGCUGUGUAUUUGGAAGGAGGCUUGGACGAGGCGCGUCAGCUCUUUGGUAGACUGCUUUUCAACGGCCAGGACUUACGAGAGGUCUGGCUCAACUACCCACCACACCCCCUGCAGGUCCAGGAGCCUCAGACGGACAGGCAGCUGAUCGAGACGUCUCCCGUCCUCCAGAAACUGACCAGCUUUGAGGACUCCAUUGGAGUUCUGUUCACACAUGUGCGCCUCCUGGCCCGAGCUUUCACCUUGAGGACCGUCGGCUUCAACCACCUCACCCUGGGCCACAACCAGAGGAUGGAGUUCCUGGGAGACUCGAUCAUGCAGCUGGUGGCCACGGAGUACCUCUUCAUCCACUUCCCCGACCACCAUGAAGGACAUUUAACGUUGCUUCGCAGUUCUCUGGUGAACAACCGCACGCAGGCUAAAGUGGCGGAGGAGCUGGGCAUGCAGGACUUUGCCAUCACCAACGACAAAACCAAACGUCCUGUCGCGCUGCGGACCAAGACUCUGGCUGACCUGUUGGAGUCUUUCAUCGCCGCUCUCUACAUUGAUAAAGAUCUGGAGUACGUGCACACCUUCAUGAACGUCUGCUUCUUCCCCCGGCUGAAGGAGUUUAUCCUGAACCAGGACUGGAAUGACCCGAAGUCUCAGCUGCAGCAGUGCUGUUUGACCCUGAGGACUGAGGGCAAGGAGCCCGACAUCCCACUGUACAAGACCCUGCAGACAGUGGGGCCCUCGCAUGCCCGCACCUACACCGUCGCUGUGUACUUCAAAGGGGAGCGAAUCGGCUGUGGCAAAGGCCCAAGGUGA